Messenger RNA from Eufriesea mexicana, 2953 nucleotides. Its product is annotated as serine/threonine-protein kinase par-1. The record is from RefSeq and is a predicted model, not a curated record. Gene Ontology annotation, molecular function: tau-protein kinase activity; ATP binding. Gene Ontology annotation, cellular component: cytoplasm. Gene Ontology annotation, biological process: protein phosphorylation; microtubule cytoskeleton organization; intracellular signal transduction. Bases 772 to 2949 code for a protein of 725 amino acids. The transcript is spliced from 10 exons. NCBI's taxonomy places the organism in Eukaryota, Metazoa, Arthropoda, Insecta, Hymenoptera, Apidae.
AAUCUCGUUACAACGACGGAUCGAAUUGUGUUGACGGUAUGCACGUAAUCGGCUGGCUAGUGUAGAGCGGUUUAUCAACGAAAAAAUCAUUUAAGAAAAGAUAAGAGAGAAGUCGGUAGUUAGUCGACCACGUGGUAGCGCACAAGCUAUUUGCCUUGCAAUUACACCCAGGAACAAUUAACGAUGAGCCGAUAGUACCACGUACGUUGACGUCAAUUGUCGAAGAUAACGUGUGUGCGCGCGUGCACUCGUUCUAUAUAGUAGUGGUGCGGAGUCUGGUGGGGAAAAACGAUGCGAGGGUAGUGGUAGUGGUAGCGCUAGUGGUAGUGUUCGCUAAGAAUGGCUGGGACAUGGACAAGGGGGUAAGGAGAGCAGCGAGGGGAGGGAAUGAGACGAGGCCGGCGACUCUAGCAUAGCAGGGGGGUAGCAACAUGGCCGUCGGUCAGUCGGUAUCGAACCGCCGCAUUACGCGAAGCUCUUACGACCCUUGUUGUAGAAACGCCGCCGCUUUAAAACGAGAUUUGGAAUCUCGUGAACGUGAAGGACGACUUUUUACCGAUGGCAUCGGCUCUCCGACCUUACGUACCCAUUGAGGUCGACAGCGUCAGCGCGAUUUUUUCGCUUCAAAAACGGUUCUACCGGUUCGGGACGUGUCAUACCCGGUAAUUCUGGCCAGGAUCGAAUUCAUUUCAAAUACCUGUAGAAUAUAAGUAAAAAAAAAAAACACGGUCGUUUGAAAUCAUUUGUUGAUAAACACAUUUUUUAAUAACAAUGGAUUCUGGCGUGGGACAAGGAAAAAAGCAAAUUCGUGUAGGAUUUUAUGAUAUUGAAGGUACCAUUGGUAAAGGAAACUUUGCUGUGGUAAAAUUAGCUAGACAUCGUAUUACCAAGACAGAGGUGGCUAUUAAAAUAAUUGAUAAAACACAGUUGGACCCUACCAAUCUUGAAAAAGUUUAUAGAGAGGUAGAAAUAAUGAAACAAUUGGAACAUCCACACAUUGUCAAAUUAUAUCAAGUUAUGGAAACAAAGAAUAUGAUAUACAUGGUAUGUGAAUAUGCAAGCAAAGGUGAAAUAUUUGACUAUAUUGCACAAUAUGGAAGAAUGGGAGAACCCAGAGCUCGGGCAACAUUUGCUCAAAUACUUUCUGCGGUUGAAUACUGCCAUGCAACGGGUGUAGCACAUCGUGAUCUCAAAGCUGAAAAUUUACUCUUAGAUGCUCAGAUGAAUGUUAAGAUUGCUGAUUUUGGCUUUAGUAAUAGAUUUUCACCUGGAGAGAGAUUAAGUACGUGGUGUGGAAGUCCUCCUUAUGCAGCACCAGAAGUUUUUCGUGGAAAACAUUAUGCAGGUCCUGAAAUUGAUGUGUGGAGUUUAGGUGUUGUAUUAUAUGUAUUAGUAUGUGCAGCACUGCCGUUUGAUGGAUCUACCCUUCAAUCUUUAAGAGAUCGUGUUUUGAGUGGAAGAUUUAGAAUUCCAUAUUUUAUGAGUACAGAUUGUGAAAGCUUAAUACGUAAAAUGUUAGUUCUGGAACCUGCAAAACGAUACACCAUUCCACAAAUAAAGAGACAUCGUUGGAUGGCUGGAUCAGCAGAUACUGUUUGUUCAAUGGUUAUAACGAGAUCGUCAUCAUCGUCCAUCCAAGAACCAAAUGAACAAGUACUUCGACUUAUGCUUAGUUUAGGCAUAGACAUCACAAAAACUAGAGAGUCAUUAAGGAAUAGUAGCUAUGAUCAUCAUGUUGCUAUUUAUUUCUUAUUAUUGGAGAGGUUGAAGCAACAUCUUGUCAGCAGUACAGCAAACAAUACUUGCUGGCCAAGUGUUGCAAGAACGAAAGAUGAUAAAUUUAAAUCAAGAACAAGGGAAGAUGCAACUCGAGGAGGAAAAAAAUUUAGUUCAACUAGUUCUUCGACUGAUGAAGGAUGUUGUAGUGUAGAAGGUGAUUUAGAAGAAGGUCCAAGUGGUGAUGAAUUGAGAGAAGCUCAAAUUAAACUCGAGGAACAUAGACUAGGCCUAGAUCAUGAUAUCAGUCAACGAAUUGACAGUCAAAUAGUCAAUCGUAGAUUAAGUGAUUACCAACACCAUUUUGAUACCCCUCUUAUGGAUUCUAUUGAUCCUCCUAGUCGAACAACGUUAUUUAUUGCGGGUGGUAGCGGUAGUUCAUCAUCCGAGCUUUUUGAAUCUAGUUUUGAUUCUGGUUGCCCACCAGACUACUCAGGGGCAAAUUCAUUUACUAGUAGUUUGCCCUCUUGCACACACCCACCACCUAUGAGCCCAUCGCCAAUUGCCGGUAGAAUAUCGAGAGUUUCUCAAGGUCGUAGAGCUUCGGAUGGUGGACCUAGAUUACUGUUUUGUCAACAAGGCGGAGGAGACAGACCGACCAAACAGCGAAGUAUUCAAGAUUCUGGCAAAGCUAGAGGGCAUUUAGAUCUUGUUCAUUUGAGACCACCAUCUACACCGCCCGAAAACCAAGCACAGUUUAAAAUUCGUGGCGAUUCCAGUACACAGUUACAGUUGCUAGUUCAACAGCGUAUGUUGCAACAGAAACGAAACUUAUACCAUCGACAUAGAGGCGGGGGAAGUCCAACUCCGAUACCAGUAUCAACAAGUACUACGAGUAGACGUACUGAUCACGUACCAAGACAAGACAGUUAUAAACUAGCUCAAAGAACACAGAUCUUACCACCUUUAUCUCAGGGACAUGUUGAUAGAGACUUUGAUAGAGAAAGAAAACGAGAUGAAGAAAGAUGGAAAAGUCUACCAUCUCGACUUGCAGCAGAUUGUCAGUUAGCAGAAAGGACGCUGUUGUGGAGCCAACAGAAGAAAAUAUAUCAGGUGGGCCUUAGUGGAGGAGCAUCAUAUUUGCCACCUGGCAGUGUAGGUGGCUUCUUAUGGCCCACUGGAAGCAACCCUCAUUCAACCAUCUUCGAAAACGUUGGGGAUCCAAUGGAAUAAUCAU